AUGGCUUGGUCGAAUGAGCAACGCGCUUUUGCUGUCGAGACGUAUUUUUCUCAGAAUAAGUCUAUUGUUGCAGUGCAGCGUGCGCUGCGAACUCGUUAUCGGAUUCCCCCUCGCAACCCUGUUCCUGACCGCAAAUCCAUUUUGUUGUGGGUGGAAAACUUCCGUGCAUGUGGUAGUGUAGUGAAAAAGAGAGUUGGGGCUCGGAGAACUGUCCGAACUCCAGAAAACAUUGACCGUGUCAGAAGAUCGAUCUUGCAGUCUCCUAAGCGUUCUGCCCGCAAGCAUGCAUCCGCCCUUGCAUUGUCUAAUCGCACUGUGCGUCGUAUUCUCCACGAAGAACUCCACUUCCAUCCAUACAAGAUGGUCAUCGUUCAAGAACUCACACAACGGGACUGGCAACAACGAGUACAGGCAUGUGAAACUUUAAUUGCUGACUUGCCUCAUGAUGCACGAGUUUUGUUUAGUGACGAAGCGCACUUCCACAUUUCUGGAGUUGUUAAUAAGCAGAAUAUGCGUUAUUGGAGUGGUGCAAACCCUAGGGUAGUUCAUGAGAGGCCUCUACACAGUGAAAAAGUGACUGUUUGGUGUGUGCAAUCAGCAGUGAAGGCUUAA
Messenger RNA from Homalodisca vitripennis (glassy-winged sharpshooter), 612 nucleotides. RefSeq lists its product as uncharacterized. Gene Ontology annotation, molecular function: nucleic acid binding. The coding region runs from base 1 to 612 and encodes 203 amino acids. Lineage: Eukaryota; Metazoa; Arthropoda; Insecta; Hemiptera; Cicadellidae. The record is from RefSeq and is a predicted model, not a curated record. The transcript has a single exon.